Molecule: messenger RNA, 2212 nt
Organism: Suillus plorans
Lineage: Eukaryota; Fungi; Basidiomycota; Agaricomycetes; Boletales; Suillaceae
Exons: 7
Coding region: 127-2085 (652 amino acids)
Biological process (GO): negative regulation of toll-like receptor 9 signaling pathway; apoptotic process
Source: RefSeq, a predicted model, not a curated record
UCCUUCCAUCAAGUUUAGCGCCGCUGGUCACUACACACAUGUAUACCGAGCAUUGUCCCGAGUAAUCACUACAUAAAAACCAACCUGACAAUUCCCUCGUUCAAAUUCAAUCCACUUUUCAAGGUCAUGUCAUCUCCUAGCAAUUCCAACGCUCAGUCUAGUGAUGCAUCAUCUGUGUCCACUUCGGACACAUCAUCUCUUCGUGAACGAGCAGUCUAUGAAGCGUCCGGCGAUGACGACUCAUCUGUCUUUACUGUGAUAGGAGAUUUGGACACCACCGUGACCCCUAGCCCUGUCGGUUCUCAAUCAGACUUGUCGGGUUCUUUAGAACAAAGCAUGUCUGAGGCCCGUCUUCGUCAACUAUACGAUGAGGAAGAGAUUGAACGUUAUCUCCGCUUGUUUUCUGCUUAUGUGACGGAAGUGAGACUACCAGGUGCUUUGCGUAACAUCAAGGCCAAGCCAUCAAGUAGCUCUCUCCACCUUCCCCAGUUACCAAAACCACCCCCACUCCCUCCACGACCAUUUGCUCGUAAUAUCUCUGAACAAACAGAGCCGCCUACACUUCUUCCAUCCACUAUUCCUCCAGCACAAGCGGAUCCCUCCUGGUCCGAACAUAUUGCCAUCAAAUAUAUACUACCAGCUCUUCCACCAAUGCCUCAUCCACCACCAUCCUUCUCUUUAAAGCGCCUGAAACUUACUAGCCAGCGUUUUUUCCUCGCAGUAGUUCCUCCUUACCAGACUUUCUUCCUCUCCAUGGCAAAUUUAGCAUUAUGGAAGGACCCACAACGUAGCGGACUAUAUUGCGCGGUAAGCAGGCUGUUACUUUUGGAAAUCGAUAUAUUCACCAACAUCCAGGCGUUCUGGGGACUAUGGCUGUAUGAUCUCCUUCUUCCGGCGAUGAUGUUUGGAAUUUUGUGGGAGAUGCUCAGCCGGAGACUUUUCCCGUAUCCCACUUUAGAAUCUUUACAGAUGCGGAGAAAAGAUUCUGAACGUGCCAGGGAGUUCGGAGACGAAGUUCAGGAACGCCUAUCGGCACCUUCACUGGGACCCAAGGAUAUAUUUCAGUUCCUCAAAUCUCACAGACCCACAGCAAAAAGUAAAACCAAGCCCCUUCCCAAGGACACAGGGGUGCUUCAAACGAGUUUAACUGGCGAUGGUGGCGAGGAUGAAGCGGCUACUGUUCUCGAUGGUGAUACCCAAGAGGAGCAAGACAUCAAACGAGAACUCCUGCACGUUCUCAAUACUGUCGCUGAUAUCCACGAACGUAUUAAAAACGUUUUCAUUUGGAGACGACCAGCAGUCUCCCGAAGAUAUGCAAUCAUUUUGGCUGUUGUAACCUGCUGCACCUUGAUCAUUCCCGCGCAUUACCUAGCAAAACUUGUAUAUGGCAGCUGCGGGUUAUUGUUCUGGCAUGUCAUUCCUGUGUUAGCUGCUCUACCACCAGGCGCUCGAGCCAGACUGCCCGGUCCGUUGGCUGAUGCCCCCACCGAUGCCGACUAUGCUAUAGAAAUAAUUACACAAAGGAUUGCCAGGGGCGAGGAAAUCAAGCCUCCGCGCAAGCCUCAUUCUUCGAGUCCUCGUGCUAAUAGCGCAAACGAAGCCGAUCUUUCGGCGAUCCCGACUCCCGACGCAUCAUCCAGAAGCCAAAUGCAAACUAAUGAUGGUGUUGAUUGGAAGAAGUGGGGAUCCCGUAUCGCGCACGGCAAGUCACUGCUUAGUGAAGGCAAACAACGCUUUUCUUCUGGACAAGUGAAUACGGUCGGCCUGACGUCCGCAACUUUACGAGAUGAAGACACACAUACAUAUCCUGCACACCACACUUCAGCGCCUGGUCUAAUCACACUGACUACUACUACAGUAUACUUCACAACACUCGCAUCACAACAAGCCAAAUUAAUUAUACCUCGCGGGAACCUCUGCGGCGUGAAGAAAACCGGUUUGAUGAAAGGGCUUCUGAUUUCCUGGGUUGACGGCGAAGAAGGUCACGGAAAAGAAAUAGAAGAGAAGUUCCACUGGGUCGGCAAUCGAGAUGAGCUUUUCGCGCGCCUUCUUGGCCCAGAUGGUGCCCGAUGGAUGCGAAUCUGAAGCUCGAGAGUCGACGCGUUAGUGGCUGAAUUAAAACUCAGAGAGCUCCGCGCAAAGGACCAUACCAUGAACGACAUACGCUUCCCCCCUCCCUCAUAAUUUAUUCGGUCUCUUUUCCUCUAUCCGU